AUGGCUUCCUCUCUUGCAGUCAAGCGAUUUCUCUCCUCCGCCCUUCUUUCAAGAUCUCUCCUUCGCCCCGUCGCCUCUUUCAACACCAACGCCAUGCGCCAGUACGAUCAACACUCCGAUGACCGUAACGUUGAUGUCGAUCGCCGCGCUUUCCCUCGCACUCGCCGCGAUGAUCUUCUUCUCUCAGAUGUGUUCGAUCCGUUUUCUCCACCACGGAGCUUAAGUCAAGUCCUAAACAUGGUGGAUUUACUGACGGACAAUCCGGUCCUUUCUGCUGCUUCGCGACGCGGAUGGGAUGCGAGAGAGACAGAGGAUGCUCUACUUCUUCGUUUGGAUAUGCCUGGACUCGGUAAGGAUGAUGUGAAGAUCUCCGUGGAACAGAACACUCUUAUUAUUAAAGGUGAAGAAAGUGGUCAAGAAAGUCAGGAAAGUGGUCGUCGAUUCUCUAGCAGAAUUGAUUUACCGGAUAAGCUUUACAAGAAUGAUGAGAUUAAAGCUGAGAUGAAAAACGGCGUGCUCAAGGUUAUUGUGCCUAAGAUGAAGGAACAAGAAAGGAACAAUGUCAUUAACGUCAAGGUUAACUAG
This is a messenger RNA of Vicia faba (fava bean), 585 nucleotides long. NCBI's taxonomy places the organism in Eukaryota, Viridiplantae, Streptophyta, Magnoliopsida, Fabales, Fabaceae. The record is from the annotation of a GenBank genome assembly.